UCAAAUUUUAUAAUUUUAAUUUAAAAAAAUUUCUUGUCCAUAAUUUCCGUUUUCCCUUAAAUUCAGCUGUCCUAACGUCAAAACUCAGACACUCGCUUGCGUGUCUCCCUCUUAAAAUCUCCCUUCUCUCUCUCUCUCUCUCUCUCUCUCUCUCUCUUUCGUUUCUCUCUGUUUUCUGGGUUAUUUCAAAGAAGAAUCAAGAAACGAAACCUCUCCCUUUUUCUCUCUUACAAGAAUCAUGGUGUUUGGAAAUGGGUCAACGCAAAAAUCAAACCUUGACAGAUUCCUUCAUUGCACAACACCUGUGGUGCCACCCCAAUCUCUCCCCAAGGCGGAGAUUAGGAGUUUGAAUCGGAUUUGGCAUCCAUGGGAGAGAGAAAAGGUUGAGUUUUUCAGAUUGAGUGAUCUAUGGGAUUGUUAUGAUGAAUGGAGUGCUUAUGGAGCUGGUGUUCCCAUUCGUCUCACUAAUGGAGAAUCUCUUGUUCAAUAUUAUGUUCCUUAUCUUUCUGCUAUUCAGAUUUUCACCUCUCGUUCUUCCUUGAUCCGCUUUAGGGAUGACUCUGAAGAUGGGGAAAGCAGAGAUUCGUUUAGUGAUUCAUAUAGUGAUGAGAGUGAAAGUGAUAAACUUUCGAGAUGUGCUUCUGAGGAAGGACUUGAACAUGACGCUCUCUUACAUCCGAAUGAUCGGUUGGGAUAUCUUUACCUGCAAUACUUUGAGAGAUCAGCUCCUUAUGCUCGUGUUCCUCUCAUGGAUAAGAUCAAUGAAUUGGCUCAAAGGUACCCUGGAUUAAUGUCGUUGAGAAGCGUAGAUCUUUCCCCGGCAAGUUGGAUGGCGGUAGCGUGGUACCCGAUUUACCAUAUUCCAAUGGGAAGGACCAUCAAAGAUUUAUCCACUUGUUUCCUUAGUUAUCACACUCUUUCAUCUUCUUUCCAAGAUAUGGAGCCAGAAGAAAAUGGCGGGGAAAAGGAGAGGAUCCGGAAGGAAGGAGAAGGUGUAACUUUGCUUCCUUUUGGAUUAGCUACUUACAAGAUGCAAGGCAAUGUUUGGCUCUCGGAAGACGAUCAAGGUCAAGAUCAAGAGCGGGUUCUAUCGCUUCUAAGUGUUGCGGAUUCUUGGCUAAAACAGCUAAGAGUCCAACACCAUGACUUCAACUACUUCUCAAGAAUGGCUCACCGUGGCUAAAACAAAUCCGUCGCUAUACUGGUGAUUUUCAAAUGUAGAUUUUGUAUCUCUUUUUGUUUUUCUUGUUGGUCUCAAGUGAGAAGGAGAUUACUUUUUUCCCUGGUCGCAAUACCGUGUUUGUCCAGUGGUCGGAGUAGCAGCGGCAGCGGCAUGGAGGCUCAGACCGCUGACUGAGCGUUUCCUUAAACAUCGUUGUGGGUGUAGAAUAGCUUUUAAGUCAUAUCAGUGGGAGAUGUCGUAAAUUAUAAGUGCUGAUUUGUUGAAAAGAGUGGUUUCUUGUUUCUUGAUAACAUUGAUUGAGAGGGUCUUUGUUCUUGUACUUCAGUAAUACUUUAAUGGAGUAGCAAAUGUAAUGAUCUAAUCAUACUUGUAAUUUUUUUUUACGCAAAUACUUAAAUCAAAGCUGAUGAUUUUUAAA
Arabidopsis lyrata subsp. lyrata is the source of this 1601-nucleotide messenger RNA. RefSeq lists its product as uncharacterized. Bases 239 to 1183 code for a protein of 314 amino acids. The record is from RefSeq and is a predicted model, not a curated record. The transcript is spliced from 5 exons. NCBI's taxonomy places the organism in Eukaryota, Viridiplantae, Streptophyta, Magnoliopsida, Brassicales, Brassicaceae.